CGAAAUUCGUGCACACGUGGUUAUAGGAAAUCAGAAAUUGCAUUUACAUUUAUGCCAGUGUAUGUUUAUCGUAUUACUCGUGACAAUCUUUACGAUUUUUAUAUAAAUAAAUUAGUGUUAUAAAUAUCAAUUUCUUUCAUUAUUUUUUCAUUUUAUAUAAAUGAUAUCCACAAUGGCGACAGUAUCGGAGGAAGAAGGAAUUAAUGAGAAACAAGACAAUAAUGUUAAUGAAAUUAUACCAGAUAUAGAUCUUUGUAAAAAAUGUGGUAAUCAGUGUAAUCCUUAUACUAAACCAGCUUUACGUUGCAAUGGUGAUUGCGCUGGAAAAAUUCAUAUUGAGUGCCUUCAAAGAGGAAGUGUUCCAGUGUCUUUUGUCGGAGAUGUCUUUUUUGAAUUACAUUGCGUUGACUGUAGUCCAUUAGGCGAAGAAACAGUUAUAAGAGAUCGAAUGCCAUGGCUUAAUGUAAUUGUAUUAACUUUGUACAACUUAAGAGAAAAAUCCAGUGGAAUAAGUAAAAGAGGAUACUUCCAUUGGAAGUCAGAUAUUAGUACUUUUGUAGAUCGUAAUUGGGAUCAUUUAUUUAAGAAAACUGUCAAAAGAAAAAAGAAUUGGAUUGGUACAAUUUCCGGUACAUUGUCACAUUAUAGUGGAAUCUUUUUCAAAUCAGGAACAAUUGAAUUAGGAGAAUCUGGUUGGUGGAGACUAAUAGAUAAUGAUCCGCCAGAAGUUCUGAUUGCUAAAAAUGGAAAGAUGAUAAUGGAUCGUAAAAAACAAAAUGGUAAUCAACAAAAGUUAUCAGUUAAAUCGUAUAUUAGUCCAACGCCAUCCGAAUCAAGUAUUUCAGUAGGAGAAGAUAGCAAUUAUGGAACAGAAUCAGUAAAAACUCAGGGACCAUCGAUGUAUUCACAAGCUUAUGUACAACCAACAGAAACAUUAUCCGAUCUCUUAUUGGAGGAAGAUGAAUUAAAUGACAUGGAUAUGGAAGAUGAUUUAGUACUACGUGAUCAGCAGGACACUCUUUCUUUAUCAGAGCUAUUAGCAGAUUGUCAAUAUCAAAAUUCUAAUUUUAAUUUUCCUCGACUAUUUGAUAAUUUUACAUCUGAAUGGUCUAACAAUACAGAGACAACGGAAGAGUCAAUACAUGAUACCACUGAUAAUAAAAUUAAAAGAGAAGAAGACCAAUAUGCAGAAGAAAGCAAUGAUAGUCUUGCUCAAGAACAACCACCUCCAGCUUCAUUAUUCCAAGCUACAAAAAGAGAUAAGUGGCCUUGGCAAAAGUCAAUUGUUAAUAAUGAGAAGAUACCUCUUAUGACGCAUCAAGAAGAAGCAUAUCUCUUACAAAGAGUUAAUAAACGUUAUCUAUAUUCUGCUUCUCCUUCUGCAAGACGUCUAUACAGAAAAUUAGUUGUUAGAAAAUUGAAAAGAGAAUAUGGUUUGCCUUUAUUGGAUAUCGAUCAUUUUGGAUCUAAAGAAGUAUCUAAGAGACAUUUCAAAGAAUGCGAUAGAGUUCUAGACAGAUUUUUUGGAGAUGACAUAGGAUAUGUUUUUGAACAAAGAUUACAAGGCUAUAAUGAACCAACAUCUGUUGUUAGUCCAUAUACGAAUAGACUUUUAAAGCCAUUUAUAAGAAGAGAUACUUCUAGUCGACCACUAUGGUUAACUGUGAUGGAAGAACUUUGUGCUAAAGUUAAUAGAAAUAACUCAUCUUGGAAACCGCUACCAAGGGCACCAAUUGAUUAUUCUUAUAUUAGACCACAACACAUUCCAGCGAUCAACAGUCUCUGUAAUCAAUUCUUUUGGCCUGGUAUUGAUUUGACAGAAUGUUUACAAUAUCCCGACUUCAGCUGUGUUGUUCUAUACAAAAAGUUAGUAAUUGGAUUUGCAAUACUUGUACCUGAUGUAAGUUAUAACGAGGCUUAUAUAUCUUUUUUUUUAACGCGACCUGAAUGGCGAAAAUCAGGUAUUGGUACAUUUAUGUUAUAUCAUCUUAUUCAAACUUGUAUGGGAAAAGAUGUAACAUUACACGUAUCUGCUACCAAUCCUGCUUUGAUCUUAUACCAAAAAUUUGGUUUCAAAGUUGAAGAAUUUAUUCAAGACUUUUAUGAUAAAUACAUGCCACCGAAUUCACGAGAAUGUAGACAUGCACUAUUUUUACGAUUAAGUAGAUAAUUUAUUAAUCUAAUUAUAUUGAUUUUAGCUUUGAUAGUAAAUAUUAAACAACUGUAACAGGAGAAUCUGAUCAAACUACGCUUUUUUAUACUAUGAAGUGAAUAAAAAGAUGUUUUUUCAUUACACAACUCAAGAUUAAUUUUUAUUAGCCU
This is a messenger RNA of Vespula vulgaris, 2322 nucleotides long. It is a transcript of the gene Atac2, whose product is annotated as cysteine-rich protein 2-binding protein. Gene Ontology annotation, molecular function: acyltransferase activity, transferring groups other than amino-acyl groups. The transcript is spliced from 7 exons. The record is from RefSeq and is a predicted model, not a curated record. NCBI's taxonomy places the organism in Eukaryota, Metazoa, Arthropoda, Insecta, Hymenoptera, Vespidae. Bases 161 to 2170 code for a protein of 669 amino acids.